AUGAGUACAGUUUAUCAAAAGAUGGAACAUGAUGAUGCCUUUGAAAAUAUCAUGAAUGGUGUCAUGGGAGACUUGACUGCUAAUGUUAAAACCAUUGACAAACUGUCAUUAGACUUGCAAGCAAAAGAAGAAGAGGUUAAAAAAGCUGUAGACUUGGUAGCAAAAAGUGUGAAGAUGAAGGAAGACUUUGAAAAGACAGUAUAUGGAAAGUGUGCCAACAUUAUCAAUAUGAAGAAACUAAGGAUGCGUCAGCUUACUAGUCAGUCAUUGACAGCAGCAAAGGCAAAUGACACAACUCCGGUCACUCAAGACACAGCAAGUGAUUCUCCUUCCAAAGCGAGUAAAGCCAACAGCAGUGAUAGUGAAUGCUACAACUCCGACACUGAUGUAGAUGACCCAGAUGGCAUGGACACAGAUGAAGAGAACCUUAGAAGCAUAUCCCCAAAGAAGCAUGGAAGAAAUGGCAAUACAUUGACGGAAAAGAAGUCUGUGGCAUCGAAACGAGUCAUUGAUUCACAGGAUGAUCUUUUGAAUGAUAGCCUUGAGGCAGAAUUGUAUCCCACCUCAGGGAGUGACAAAAAGAGAAAGACUAAAGAUGAGAAAGGCAUUCACCCAAGAACUAGUGCAUCCCAGAUCAAAAACACUUCUGAAAAGGAAGCAGCUAAAAAAGAGACACAGGAUGAGAAAAAAUCUAAUUCUAGCACAUCGUUUCAAACAGAUUCACAAAAUUCAAUUCUUGAUGAGCUCUUUUAAUAUUGUUUUUUUUUUUUUUUAAUGAUUGAAUGAGGCAUGAAAAAAACACAUGAUACAAUAGUGAUAAUUUUACCUUUUAUAUUUCCUGGACUGUAUGGAUCCUUUGUAUUUUGGAUGUAUUUUUAUAUUUAGAUAUUUUAUUGGCCUUUAAUAUUCAGUGAAUGUUGUAUUUAUUGAGUCUUUUUAAUUGUGUACGUUAAAGUUUACCUUGGCUCACAUAUACAAAUAGGUUCUGUAUAGGAAUCAGAUUUAUAUAUAUUUUGUACAUAAUAAAGUAUUCUCACAGAAC
Molecule: messenger RNA, 1042 nt
Organism: Penaeus monodon (black tiger shrimp)
Lineage: Eukaryota; Metazoa; Arthropoda; Malacostraca; Decapoda; Penaeidae
Exons: 4
Coding region: 1-753 (250 amino acids)
Source: RefSeq, a predicted model, not a curated record